UUGUGUUGGGUUCCAUUCUCUCAGUGCAGUAGUUUCAGAGCUGAAGGCAUUCCGCAAUCAUCCCUGGACACCAUGCUCAAGAGAUUAAGUUCUUUUCGCUUCAGUUUGCGCAGAGAGGCCAAAGAUGCAGAUUCUGAACCAUCUGAAUCAGCAACGACAGCGGUAAGUUCGAAAAAUUCAAAUAUUUGGGCGCCAAGCGGGAAAUCCCACCCAAAAAAAAGAGAUACACUGGAAAUGUGAGGUUAUGGUGAAAUGUCAGGGGUCCGUGAGUAAAAUUUCGUGUGGAGGAAAGAAAAAAAGUUAAAAAUAGCAGUAAAAUGAAUAAAUUCAUUUGUUUAUUGUGAAGACAUACAUAGGAGAGAAAACAUGAAUCACAUUGGGACGAAAGAGAAGAAUAACUUUACCAGCUAUUUGCCGGAAUAUCAGACUGAUCAGGAUGUCGAUGGUGAUCUGGAGAGGAACCUGAAGCCUAAAUUCCUGCAUGGAGAACUAGAGGUGACACGAGCCAGUAGAGUUGUCCUAUAUCCUCCGGUGACCAAUAAGGAAGAUGCUGGUGCUGGGAAAGAAGGUCUCCUGGUGGUUACUAAUUUCAAAUUGUCCUUCAUCACCCUGGAGGAUUCACAAAGUGCUAAUUUCGUGUAUCAAGAAAAUAUAUUUCUGGGGAAGAAUGAUGUGACUCUAUCCAAUAUUGACAUGAUCUACCAAGUGGUGGACAAGAAGAAGAAGAUUCUCAGUCCACAGAAUAAAACCAGCUCGAGAAUUGAGUAUCUUCUAAUUGUUUGUAAGAACUUCCGAACACUGAAAUUUGGCUUUAAGAACUCAGAAGCCAAAAAGGGAAAAAAUAUUGCGGAUGCCUUAUUGAAAUUUGCAUUUCCUACGCAGCAUAAUUUGCUAUUUUUAUAUAGAUACAAAGAAAAGUAUUACAACACAAUCCGGAAUGUGACGAUGUUCAAUAAAAAAUCCGACUGGGUGUCUGAAUUGCAUCGAUGUGGUGCUAGUACAAAAGAUUGGCGUGUGCUGUACAUUGAUAAUGAGAGCAGUUUGCCUGGCAAUUCCAUGCCCAUGAGCUAUGUCAUCCCCAAAGACAUCACAGAUGAGGAUUACCUCCAGACAGCACAGACAUUCCGGGGAGCACGGAAUGCCAUCUGGGUGUAUCAGUAUGAGAGUGCAUCCCUCAUCCGGAUGGCCGAAUUGGCCGACAAGACGGACAGCAGGAUGGAAAAUGUGGUGAUAGAGCGCGUGAGAGCAUGUCAUCCGACAAAGAGGCAACCAUACAUUAUGGAUCUCACAAAGCCCACCCUCCACACCAUCAAUACCAGCUACCAGAAACUCAGACAACUCUGCACACCCGACAGUCCCAAAACCUUCUCCGAACAGGACGACAAGUUCCUCAAGCACCUUGAGGCCUCUUCGUGGCUCCUCAAUGUCUCCCAAUGCCUUAGCUAUGCCCACGAUGUGGCGGGACGCAUGAAGAAUGGCGAGACAGUGAUACUGCAGGAGAAUGAGGGAAGAGACAUGUGCUGUCUUAUCUCCAGCCUCACACAAAUCAUUCUGGACGCCUACGUGCGCACCAUCAAUGGGUUCCAGUCGCUAGUGCAGAAGGAAUGGGUGGCUCUGGGGCAUCCCUUCAGCGAUCGGCUUAGGCAUGUAAAUAGCCCGGUGGUGACGGAAGAGUGUCCGUUGUUCCUGCUCUUCCUGGACUGCACAUGGCAGCUGUUGCAGCAAUAUCCGCAAGACUUUGAAUUCACUGAGACGUACUUGACUACAAUGUGGGAUGCCGCCUUUAUGCCCAUUUUCGAUACAUUCCAGUUCAACUCGGAGCACGAUCGUUUGGUGGCACGAAAUGAGGGUCUAAUCCUGCGUCCAGUAUGGGACUGGGGUGAACAAUUUGCCGAUAAAGAUAUUGUCUACUUCUCGAAUCCCUGCUACCGAAGACCUGCUGUAGAGCCCUCAAGGAGAUCUGUGGUACUUCCAGCUACUGCUAUUCCUCUGCCCAUUAUUGGGGCUCCAGACUACCAUCCAGUUCAACCACUGUCCAGUGGCUCGAGAAUUGUACAGGGUAUCCCAGUGGAUACGGAACCUCGGGUGAUCCUCAGUCCUCAGUGUUCGGUAAAGUGGCUGGAUGUUUGGGUACAGUGCUACUACAGAUGGUUGCCCAUUGUUGAAAUUCCUAAUGGGGGAAUGCCACAAGUUGAGCUAUUUCAUCGUGUCAUCCUCAGUAAUAUCUGCAAAUUGCAGCAGGCCCUACAAACGGGCGAUUUUGACGAUUUACCGACGUCACAGCAAAAUGGAACAGAACGAAUGGUGCAGAAUUUACCUUCCGUCAACUCCUUCUUCCCCUUCAGUCGUAACAAUUCCGAUCCCAAUGAACUCACAGAUAUUCUCAUUGCUAGCAAUGAACUUCUCGUGGAUGGAUCUAUAUUUGAUGCCAUCUCGCAGGCUCACAAUGAAUAGGAUUAAAAAGAGCCACUGUGUGACUUCCGGGAGAAAAUAAUGUAUAAUAAAAAACCCCCCAGUAUCUUCUGUGUAUGUCCGGAAGCUUCGCCAAAAAAAAACAACAAAGAAGGUAAUGUGUGGUCUUAAGGGACAGUGCAGCAGAAGAAUUAUAAUUAAACCAAACACUAUCGCGCUAUUAUUUUUGUUUCCUUUUUUAUAGAGCACAUUAUACUUUUUUUUUAAUUUAAUUACAAUAAUACAUGUAUAAUGUUAAUAUAUUUAUUAUGUCAAUUUAUUAGUUACGUAAGUAGUUAACGAAGUAAAAAGAAAUUAGUGAAAAAAAGUUGAGAUAUAGGCCAAAAAAUCACAUUAUUUUUUUUUUUAGUAAUUUACGGCAUAUUUUCUAAGUUGAUAUAAUCAAUCUUUUUACGAUUUAGUAACAAGAGAUGAAGAAAUUUUUUUGUUACGUAAAAAAAACUCAAGUUUUUCCUUUCAACUUUUUUUUCUUGAUAGAUUAGAAUUCAACACUUUGGUUUGGCUUUGGCAAGUAUUAUUCUUGUUGAGCGAGAGAUUAAUUUAAGUAUUUUGAAGAACAACUACACGUUUCUUUUCUUUUUUUUCUUUGUCUCUUAAAUUCAAAUAUCGAUAGAUAAUACUGCGUUGAUGAAUACUAUUAAUUUGUCUCCUAUUUUUAAAGUUUACUAUUACAAUUAUUUUGAAUAAAUGACACAUUAAUUCAUAA
Messenger RNA from Phlebotomus papatasi, 3178 nucleotides. RefSeq names its product myotubularin-related protein 10-B. NCBI's taxonomy places the organism in Eukaryota, Metazoa, Arthropoda, Insecta, Diptera, Psychodidae. The transcript is spliced from 6 exons. The coding region runs from base 367 to 2454 and encodes 695 amino acids. The record is from RefSeq and is a predicted model, not a curated record.